Pelagomonas calceolata is the source of this 2462-nucleotide messenger RNA. Lineage: Eukaryota; Pelagophyceae; Pelagomonadales; Pelagomonadaceae. The record is from the annotation of a GenBank genome assembly.
GGAGCACCGGGAGCGCCGCACCAGGACAUUGACAGGCAGCCAGGAGCACCGGAAGCGCCGCCCCCCAGCUUCGGGGCAGCCUCGGGGCAGCCUCAAGCCUCGGGGACACCAGCUCCCAGAGAGCACUCAAGCCUCAGCCCUGAGCAGGGACACCAGCUCCCAGAGCAUCGGCAGCCUCAGCAAAAACAUGGAGGAGCUGCCGCCGCUGGUUCCGGACCUGACCGCGUGGUUCGAGGCCCUCUUGGCCAGAGUGUCUGCUUUAGAAUCGCGGUCCGAGCAGGGCGGCGCCGCCGCCACCGCCAAAGCCGAGGCGCAAGACAAAGCACUGCAGGAUCUCCAAAAACAAAAGGAAGCGGACGCGGUAGCCAUGACUUCCAUGCGCGAGGCGCUGGCCGAGAGAGAAGCCGAGCUCGCGGCGAUGAGACAAGAGAUGGAUUCGAUACGAGCCGACCUCGCGGCUCGUGGCGCCGUCUUCGGCGGCUUCCAGGCCGACGUCAAAGAAGUACGGGGCAUGCUCGUGGCCGCGCGGCUCCUCAAGACGGCGCGGGACGGCACGGCGGCGUCUGCAUCGGUCGCGGGGCUCGAGGACGAGCGCGCGGCGAACGAACAAAAAUUCGCUUCGAGGGAGGACGUGCGUAUUUUGAGCGAGACCGUCCGGGAGCUCGAGGCCAUGAUUACGGGCGUCGAACGGCUCUCGGGCGAGGCCCAGGCGCAGCUCGAGAGCAUGCGAGAUGAAAUUGCGGAGCAGCUGCGCGCCGAGGCCGAGGCGGACCGGGAGCGGGUUGAGCGGGAACGGGCGGAACGCGAGGCCGAGGCCGCGCGCCUCGAGGCCGAGAUACGGGCCGAACGGGAGGCGCGCGAGGCGGCGGAACGGGAGCGGGCGGAGCAAGAGGCUGCAGCAAGGGAUGCUGCGGAGCAGGAGCGAGCUGACAAAGAGGCCGCGGACCAAGAGGCGGCGGAGCAGGAGCGAGCCGAGAAGGAGGCGGCGGACCAAGCGGACCGCGAGCUGGCGGAGCAAGAGGCCGCGGACGAAGAUGCGGCGGCGCGUGCGCGGGCGGAGCAAGAAGCAGCGGAUCAAGCGGCACGCGCGCGGGCAGAGAAGGAGGCCGCGGCGCGCGAGCGGGCGGAACGCGAGGCCGCCGAAGCCCAAGAAGCCGCUGGCCGCGCCCAGCGCGCUGGCGCGCGCGCCAAGUACGCCCGGACGCAAGCCAAGAUGUUCUGCACGAUUCGAGCCAUGAAGCCGCCGGACCGCCCCAUCCCCCUGCACGACAAGGCCGUCUAUCAUAGAUUGAGGGACGGUGUCAUCGAACAGGACGCGCUGGCGAAGCGCCUCGCGGCGCUCGAGAAUGUCGUGAAGGACGACGCGAAGUUAAGUGCUGAUAUACUACGGAAAGGCGUCGUCGGCUUGGGCGGUACUGGACCAAGUGACGAAGACGACGCCCUCGUGGAGCGUAGAGCGGCCCAGAGCGCGCUCAUGGCCGCACUGGUCGACGGCAAGCCCACCACGAAGACAGAGACGGUGGAGGUCGCGGCCCCGCCCGCGGCCCUGGCCUACGGCAACGGGCGCGGGGCGCUCGCGGAGUUUGACAAAGAUAUUGACCGGCGCUUCGCGGAGUUCGCCUGCCGCCAGCAGAAGCUGUUAGAUGACUUUCAUGUGGAGGUCGAGGUCUUCACGCGGGCGCAAGAGAAAUUAGAGAACGGUUUAGUGAAGGUGAACGAAGACUUGAAUCGUAUGACCUCAAUCAACGACAAGCGCUACGCCCAGCGCAGCGCCGCGGAUCAAGAGCGCGAUUCUAAAUUAGAGGCAGCGGCGGCUUCUGCUAGAAGAGCAGCCGAGGCCGUCGCUCGACUGGCCAACGUUCCUCCUACAACAAGUGAUACGACUCUGAAGUUCGCCGAGGCGCCGGCGGCCGCGCCCACGGACUUAGGUGAUGUCUGGGACCGCAUCCACACGAAGGCCGACGGGACGGCCGUUCUGAAAUUAAGGGAGGAGUUGAGGGAAAUCGCCGCUGCGCUCGCGGGCGACCCGGCGCUGACGCGACGACGGAAGGCCAUCUGUUCCGGCGCGCUGGGCGUGCGCAAGAGCGCCUACGUGCUAAAAGACGGCGUCGAGGUCUGUAUUUCUUGUCAAAGACCGGGCUCUCCGACAAAAAGAGAAUCGGUGCAGUUUGAAGAGCGUCCGAAAACAUAUAAAAGCAGGCCACCCAUGGGCGCGCGCGCGAAGCCUUCCGUAGGACGCGUCCGGCCGGCGUCGGCGGGCCCGCUGCGCAAUUCGAAGAGACGGGGCGAGGGCGCCUUUUCGGGGCGGAUGACGGGCCGGCCGGCGUCGGCGACGGCGCGCUUGCUAGCUGAGGGCGACGCGACGGCCGAGGUCAUCGACUUGCGGUACCCCGUGCGGCGGCGCGACGAGCGCUCCGAGGCGGACCGGAGGAGGGCAGGGUUUCCUUCCUAUUAAACCUAAG